AUGAAUCAGCAAUGUCCAUGCGAGUCAGGUGGCCUGGAUGAGACCUCUUUGCUAGCAGCGUUUUCUGACCAAGCUGGCAACAUCAAUGGUGUUCUUUUCCAGGGCUCCUUGCCGGCGUAUUUGCUUUUCUUAUACUUCUUGGGCUACCGUGGGAACAACACGCCGCCCUUGACAUUUUUUGGCUUCGCCUUCUUGCUGGCUUUUGUCCUCCUGACAAUCCCAGCUGGGAUCAUCUCCAAGAGCAGCUAUGGCCUGAUACUUGCAGACUCGGAUUGGGUGCAUGGCAGCGCGGAAUCCUUGCUGACCUGCACAAACAUCAUGAUUGUCCUCGGCUUCCGAGGUGCCCUCACCGGCAAUGGGGAUCUUGCUGACAACAAGACAGCAAGAAACAUCGCCUUUGCUUGGUUGGGGGCCGUCAUCCUGACGCUGGCAUCUGGCAUUCCUCUCUUUGGCUUCCAAGCCCACACGGCUUUCCUCGGCGGACUUGGAGCUUUAGACUUCGAGGCCGAGCCAGUGAACGCACUGUCUAUUCCAAAUUGGAUCGUGCACUGGUCGACGGUUUUUGAGUUUCUCUUCGCUAUGUCCUUGGCCUGGCGCUAUGCGGAUGCAGUUAAAAAUCCAAAGUGGAAGGGUCUGACUUGGGGGAUGCUCCCAAGCAGCAUCUCAAGCGUGUGCGCGCUCACUUUCCACAUUUUUUACAAUCAGAUUCCUUGGAUUCUCACCGGGCAAGCUCUAUUCACAUUCAUUGGCAAUGCAACCUUAGCACUGGCUGCCUACCGCAUAGCCGUUUCAAAUGGCUGGACAUUGAUGGAAUUGGACCCUCGUCGAUUGUUCACAAAGGAGGAGGGAGUCAAAGAAGAAGAGCCGGCAGGCUUUGAUAUUGCCAAGGUGUCUCCGGAAGAUGCCAGUCAGAUCACGCCCGGUCCGCUCUUGGUGGCGGAGAUCCUUUUCUUGACGCUCACCUUUGCUUAUGGGACCAAGUAUGGGGAACUCGUCGUGGGCUCGGGUAUCUUCCAAUCUCCGGAAUCCAGCUUUGAAGCUGCAGCGGUGAUUGCAGUACCAGUGCUCCUGGUUGCCAGCAUCAUCUACAGCCAGAGCCCUGAUCUGAAAAGCGGCGAGAUGCCGCCACUUGCCCUGGCGCCUUCCACAGCCAAAGACAACUAG
Symbiodinium pilosum is the source of this 1164-nucleotide messenger RNA. The record is from the annotation of a GenBank genome assembly. NCBI's taxonomy places the organism in Eukaryota, Dinophyceae, Suessiales, Symbiodiniaceae.